UCCAGGCUGGCUGGUGGCAGACGGAGCGAGGGAGCCUAACGCCGGACAGACGCCCUGACCCCCAGGACAAGGACCCCCCAACCCCGCUAACGCCAUGGACUACGUCAGCGCCCUGGCCCCCUCCUCCCUGCUGCAGUCGGUGUCCAGCGCCGGCUCAGAGCUGACCCGUCGGGUCUGCCCCGUGCUCCCACGCCCCUUCCGCUGCGACCACCGGCACAGGGGCCGCGCCGGGCGGGUGGCCGGGACCCGGCGGGAGCUGCUGGGCAAGGCGAUGGAGGCGCUGCUGGUGGCGGGGAUGGCGGGGCUGGUGCUGGAGGAGGACGGGACGGCGGUGGAGAGCGAAGCCUUUUUCCAGACGCUGCCCCCUGACACGGCCCUGAUGCUGCUGGGCCGCGGACAGAGCUGGAGCCCCCCACGGGGAGGGGCCCAGGCCUAUGGGCGGAGCCGGGAGCGGCCGCGCCAGGGGCAGGACAUCGCCCGCAUCACCUUCGACGUCUACAAGCUGGGCCCCCGCGACCUCUUCGGGAGCCUCAACGUGAAGGCCACGUUCUACGGCCUCUACUCCAUGAGCUGCGACUUCAAGUGCCUGGGCCCCAAGAAGGUGCUGAGGGAGGUGCUGCGAGUGGUCUCGGCUGUGAUGCAGGGAAUGGGGCAGCUGCUGCUAGGAGCCUCCAGUUACAUCCGGCGCCUCCUGGAGGGGGUGGAGACCUGGCACCAGCCUGCCCAGCUCAGCCACUAUGAAGACUGAGGCCCUGGGCCUGGCCCCAUCCCU
Molecule: messenger RNA, 772 nt
Organism: Mauremys reevesii (Reeves's turtle)
Lineage: Eukaryota; Metazoa; Chordata; Testudines; Geoemydidae
Gene: CIDEB
Product: cell death inducing DFFA like effector b
Biological process (GO): regulation of apoptotic process; apoptotic process
Source: RefSeq, a predicted model, not a curated record